CUUAACUUAAACGAGAGUCCUUUCUUCUCAUGGAGGCUUGGACUAGGUUUUGUUUUCAUUUUAAAAACAAACAAUCCUUACUUCACAGCAAGUAACCAAAGUGAAAUGCCGACUUUAUCGUCUCGCGCUUUAGGCACCAUUAACGGCGCUUGUGUCGGCGAUGCCCUCGGCGGCCCAGUACAGUUUAUGCGACCUGGUAGUUUCGCUCCAAUUACGGGCCUCGAAUAUGUUAAACCAUUUCGUCAGCCUGCUGGCUCCUAUUCUGACGAUGGCGCUAUGACCCUUGCCCUAGCCCAAUCCUUUAUAGACGCCAAUGGGAAAUACAACCAUUUGGGGUCAAUCAAGUAUUACCUCGAGUGGCUCUUUGACGGUCGAUUUAGCACGAGAAAUCACGCCUGGGAUGUGGGUGUUUCGACAAGACUGACGCUGAGUAUAUGGAGGGAUGCGAUAUGGAAGUACUAUGAAUGGAAAAGCCCAUUGACGGAUGAUGAUAUUACGGAAACGCAAAAUAAUGUGUCUAAUUCGCUUGGAAUGGAAGAAUCGAGUGGAAAUGGAUCUUUGAUGAGGAUUGCCGUUGUAGGCGUGAUGAUGCAUACGGUGGAUGAUAUAGACAUAGUAAGGGAGACAGCACGGAAGCAGAGCUCCGUUACGCAUCCGAGUAUCGCGUGUCAAGAAGCGUGUGCGGUGUAUACGGAGGUUGUGUGGAGAGCCAUGCAUGGAGAACCCAAAGACCAACUCGCCCAUGCUAUUUCAGUAUUCCCAGUCUCUCACACAAUACUCCGCCAGAGACUCGCCGCUUAUCCAUCUCUCUCCUCCUGGCAAGAAACUUCGAAUACGGAUAUCAAGAGCUCCGGCUGGGUGAUCGAUACUUUAGAAGUGGCACUAUGGGCCUUUUUCAAGUUUGACAACUGGAAAGACGGCGCAUUAGCAGUGGUGAACCUCGGAGGAGACGCAGAUACAGCGGGGGCGGUAUAUGGCGCGUUGGCAGGGUGUUGGUAUGGCGUUGAGGGGAUUCCAGGGGAAUGGAAAGAAGGGAUGCGAAGGAAAGAGCUUAUUGAAGAGAUUGCUGAAGGGGUUUCCGGGCUGGUGUAAACCUGGUUAUUGGUGCUGUUUCGAUGAUGAUUAGACAUGACAGUACAUAUAAUCGAUGCUAAGUUUAUCUUUGUAUCAAUUAUGUUGAUAAACUACUACAUAUCUAAUUAUUCGUUUUAUACACAUGUACUUCUUCACGGUAGCCUUCAAGUUACUGAAUCGAGAUUACACUUCGU
Messenger RNA from Talaromyces proteolyticus, 1268 nucleotides. RefSeq names its product ADP-ribosylglycohydrolase family protein. The record is from RefSeq and is a predicted model, not a curated record. The transcript is spliced from 3 exons. The coding region runs from base 106 to 1092 and encodes 328 amino acids. NCBI's taxonomy places the organism in Eukaryota, Fungi, Ascomycota, Eurotiomycetes, Eurotiales, Trichocomaceae.